CCAACCCGCACUACAGAUGUUUCUUUGAUUUCUAAACUUCCAUCCUAACAUUACAAGAUAGAAUGUCGAAGGGGCCGCCUCAUUUGAGGACAAGUUGCCAUAAAUAAAAGAACUCGAAACCGAAAGGUCCUUGGUACUAGUAAACGUGGCGACACAAACAACUUCCGCUUUUUCUGAGAAAGUCUUAAAUCACGACAGCCGGGGCUAAAUGACUCGAAAGAAUUUAUGGCUGGCUGUGAGAGCCUUUUAGAUGCAAUCAAGAAAGAAUUGGAAUGCUCCCUCUGCCAAGACCAGUUUACUGAGACCAAUCAACCAAAACUUCUCACAUGCCAACAUACUUUCUGUAAGUCUUGUCUCCAAAGGUGGUUGCGACAACAGACCGGGAGAGGUUUGAGCUGCCCGAACUGUCGAGUAAUAACCGAGUGUCCCAACAAUAACAUCGACCGCUUACCAUCCAAUCUUGCACACAAGAGACUGGGGGAUAUCUUGAAAGCUCAUGGUCGUUCGAAUAAAGAUCCUGAUCUCGAAUCAAAAGAACAAAACGUUUGUAAACGACAUGACAUACUCGUUAAGUUUUACUGUGAACCGUGCGAAAUUUGCAUUUGCUCUGAAUGCGCCAUUAUGGAGCAUCGAGAUCCGAUAGAUCACACCAUCAUGUCACUUGAAGAUGGAGCAAGAAAACAGAGAGUGUACAUCGAAAGUAGGCUGAGAGAUAUUGAGGAGGAUUCUUCGCUUCUGAAGAACCAUAUUGAGUCUUUAAGAGAGAGACAAGCGAAAUACAAUGGUAGCAUCGAUGAAGUAGCGGCAGAAGUUCGCACUGUGACGGAGGAUGCUAUAAAUGUUCUUCGUCAACACGAAGAAAUGAUGACAGAGCAGUUGGUGAAAGAAAAAUCGCUUUACGACGAGGCCUUGAAAAAUGAGUUGUCGAAGCUCAUCAAAAAAUUACAGCUAUUGUCUAAGAGCUCAAGACAUGGUAAAGAAAUCCUCCAAACAAAUGACGUAAGGAAAAUGUUAGAGGUAAAACAUGAGCUUGAUGGAACGGUUGCGGAGAGAUUUCAAAAUUCUACGCCUCUUCUCAGAUAUCCGGAGUUUAAGUAUUCAGUAAAUACCCUGCUCCAAGACUUCCGUCUUGGUGUGCUACAUGUAACCUUUACAGAACCUUAUUUUUCUGUUGGAUCAGGACAAGGACUAGCAGAAAGUAUUCAAGGAGAGGCAAGCUACUUUACUGUCACAACUAUGGAUUCAAGCGGCAAAACAACCUAUAGUGAAAUUGAUAACGUCACGGUUGAGAUCACAUCCAUACGACAGGGAAUCAGAGAUAUUCCUGCUUUUGUGAAAGACCUAAAAGAUGGCCGUUAUUGUGUAUCUUACACACCAAGAGUUGCUGGAAUCUUCAACAUAUCAAUCAAAGUAAGAGACGAUCCAAUCAACGGAAGUCCCUUCAAAUUGGUUGUAGCCCCAAAACCAAAACAAGCUGUAUGCAAAUUUCACGAUGUUAUUUUACCAAGGAAGUGGAUUCCACAACCAAAAAACCAAGAGGGUGAAGAACUUAACUUUCAUCUGGUAGAGCUGGAUCCUGUUAGCAAUGCACAGGAAUACCAAGAAGUUCAGAAUCAAUUUCGAAAAACAUGCAAAAGCAAAAUUAUGAUCUUGAAAAUAGCCCGAGUCCAGAAUCCAGCCCUUUACAGGACAUUCACCAUGCGAAAGCAAAAAAUGGAUGAGGAAAGAGGAAGCAAUGAACAGCGACUUUUCCUUGGAAUCCCAAGAAGCAAAUGCCAACAAAUAAAUGAGACUGGUUUUUGCCAUUUCCAAAACAAAAAAGCACCAACAGACAUGUAUGGAAAUGGCUUGUACUUUGCCAAAGAUGCCCUUUACCCAGCUCAGUCCUCUCUCUCUCCACCAGACAAUGAUGGACAGCAAUACAUGUACCUCAGCAGAGUCCUGGUUGGUGAAUACACGGUUGGUAAACAAGGCAUGGUUACUCCUCCACAGAAGAACCAGAGUGAUUCCAAAGAAUCCUUUGAUUGUGUGGUGGAUCAGAUUACUGACCCGAGCGUUUUUGUUAUUUUCUACGAGGGGCAGUUCUACCCUGAAUACUUAAUCACAUUUUCUAGAUGAUUCUUUUAAAUUGUAGUGAUUUUUAUUAUUUUAAAACUUGUGCAAAUGUUUUGACUGGAUUAGUUUGUAGUGGUUUAAUAUCAGUUUUAAACUCAAACAAUCAUGCAUUAAAUUAAUUUUACACUGGUCAGUGCACUUUGAUUCAAUCGUGUACUUUAUCUAUGCUACAGUAGUUAAAAAAGAGAUGUUACGAGAUCAACAUAUUUUAAGGAUUACGCUGACCGUUUUAGUUUGAGGAGGGAUGGAGGCUUGGAGAAGAAAUUUCAGCUGUCUUAUAGUUUGAUUUUGGCCUCCUUGGAGGCGAUUCUCUCAUUUGCUUGACUCUAUUUAUUGACAGGAAUAUAAUAAGUUUGUAUCCUCUUGUUAUUGACUAAUUUAGUUGACUUAUGGUUGGUGUAGAACAGGGAUGCUUGCAAUUUCUUUCAUUUAACUGAAA
Pocillopora verrucosa is the source of this 2554-nucleotide messenger RNA. Lineage: Eukaryota; Metazoa; Cnidaria; Anthozoa; Scleractinia; Pocilloporidae. The record is from RefSeq and is a predicted model, not a curated record.